This is a messenger RNA of Saccharomycodes ludwigii, 1617 nucleotides long. RefSeq lists its product as uncharacterized. Gene Ontology annotation, biological process: acyl-CoA metabolic process. Bases 1 to 1617 code for a protein of 538 amino acids. The transcript has a single exon. The record is from RefSeq and is a predicted model, not a curated record. Gene Ontology annotation, cellular component: mitochondrion. Lineage: Eukaryota; Fungi; Ascomycota; Saccharomycetes; Saccharomycodales; Saccharomycodaceae. Gene Ontology annotation, molecular function: fatty acyl-CoA hydrolase activity.
AUGCUAAACAUAUCCAGAAGAUUCCUUUUAUCUGCUGGUGCUUCCACUACACCUAUAAGCAAAGCUUCGCUAUAUCACACAACAAGUAUCAAAAUGAACACUGUUAAUAAAGCAUCUAGUAGUACUACAUCCAAUGAAAGUGGCUCAAAUGAUGCAUCAACUCAGCCGGAUGCUGCUUCUACCACUUUGGCAGACAGGUACGAUUCAAAAAGAUUGAUGCAGCAAUUAUACACUCCAAAGGACCCCAAAAGAGCAUUCAAAGCAACUUGGUUAAACGCUUUGGCUGAACGGAAAAAACAAUUGGCUCAGGGUAAAAUUAUUGAUUCCUAUAUUUACAAUAACAUUCAGGGUACCAACGAAAUUGUCGAUAAGACAAGAAAGGACUCAUUUACUUAUUUGACUUUGCCCUUUAGGGAUGAUCCGUUAAUUGCAGAUUUCUAUGUUAAUGCUGUUGGUCGCAUUAGAAUGGGUCAAGUGUUCCAAGAUUUAGACGCUUUAGCAGGAAGAAUUGCUUACAGGCACACCUCGCCUGCUGAACCUAUUAUUGUUACGGCCAGUGUAGAUCGUAUAUAUAUGUUAAAACCAAUGGAUUAUAUAGCUGAUUAUAACGUUGUUUUAAGUGGUUCAGUGGUUUGGACUGGUAGAUCUUCUAUGGAAAUUGCUAUUAGGGCCACUUCGAUAAAGGGUGAUCUACCAUCUGAAAUCACGGAAGAAAGCUUAAAAGAUGAGGACACUUUUUUAACUGCAUCCUUUACUUUUGUUGCUAGAAACCCAGAAACCCACAAAUCAAUGCCCAUUAACAAACUACUACCAUUAACCGAAAAGGAGUGGAGAGAUUUUAAAAGAGCGGAAUCACACAACGCCGCCAAAAAACUAAGAGCCAAAAAUGAAAAUUUGAAUAAUUAUCCACCUACUGAGGAAGAAAGUGGUAUCAUGCAUAACAUGUGGCAGUGUAGUCAAAAAUUGUUAACUUUGAGCAAACGGGAAAAACCCAAAAAUGUCAUGUUUAUGAAAAACACUAACUUGAAAAGUACAAUGUUUAUGCAACCACAAUAUAGAAAUAGACACUCUUAUAUGAUUUUUGGUGGCUAUUUGAUGAGACAAACUUUUGAGUUGGCUUAUUGUGUUGCAUCUGCAUUUUCUCAUGGCUUCCCAAGAUUUAUAUCUUUAGACUCAACAACCUUUAGAGCACCUGUCCCUGUUGGUACUAUUUUGCAUAUGGAUGCAACGGUUGUUUACACUGAACAUUUGCAUGAAAUCAACCAAGAUAAACUUCACACUCAAAAAUUAGACGUUAAUGAUAUUUAUCAUUUUGAACCACAUCCAGUCAACUUUAUAAGCACCAACAAAAAAGAUUUCCUUUCUAAGCCUGGUACUAUCAUUCAAAUUAAAGUUGAUACUGCUGUGCAAGAGUUGGCUAGUGAAAAACAAACCAAAUCUGGCUCUUUUAUUUUUUCAUUUUUUGCAUCAAGAGAUAUUAAUGGUGAAAAUGAUCCUGGGUAUGCUACUGUUGUUCCAGAAACUUAUUCUGAAAUGAUGGCUUAUAUUGAAGCUAGAAGACGUGCUAUUGAGACUGCUAAUUACGCUGCCGCUGUUAAACGUGUAUCUAAGUUGUGA